AUGAACAGCAAAAACUGGGGCGACAAAGCCGAUAAGGAUCUGUUCUUCACGAUACUCUCCGUCAAGAACAUUGGUGUCAUAAGUGGCUCGGAAUGGACCACCAUUGGAAACCAUAUGCGGUCUCUCGGAUAUGGUUUCACAAAUGAAGGCUGCCGCCAACACUUCCAAGGUCUCCGCCGAGCACAGCAAAAGGCUGAGGCAAAUGGCGCCUUGGGCGACAACCCCAGGAAGGUCGACCCUACCCUCAAUCCCAUCACCCGACGGCCGGGCCCCGGACGAGGACGGCCCAGGAAGUCUGUUGGCGGUGCCUCUGCGGAUGCUCAGGGUUCCGAGAGCGCCAGUCCCUCCUCGCCGUCUCAAUCCCACAUUCAGCAGCAGCAGCAACCAUCGCAGGCACAACCACUGGAUCUGGAACAAUCGAUGCAACCCCAGCCGCCUAUGGAUCCCACGAUUGGCCCUGCACCGACCCCCAUGAUGGAUGCUGCGCCCACACAGGACCAGGACCCGGUCCCGCAGCCGCCGCAGCCGCAGCCGCCGCAGCCCAUGGUCCUGCAGCCAGAGGGUGUGUCUUUCGAGGGUGCGAGUGAGGAGCCUGAUGAGCAUGCUGCUAAGCGUCCUAAACUCGAAGAGAACCACGAUCCUGCCCUCAACGACGAGGCCAUCCUGAGCGCGCUGGCGGCCCACACCAGCCCAGGUGUGGACCACUACAAUCCAGAGUAA
Molecule: messenger RNA, 720 nt
Organism: Diaporthe citri
Lineage: Eukaryota; Fungi; Ascomycota; Sordariomycetes; Diaporthales; Diaporthaceae
Exons: 3
Coding region: 1-720 (239 amino acids)
Source: RefSeq, a predicted model, not a curated record